Dromiciops gliroides (monito del monte) is the source of this 10662-nucleotide messenger RNA. RefSeq names its product sperm associated antigen 9 (gene SPAG9). NCBI's taxonomy places the organism in Eukaryota, Metazoa, Chordata, Mammalia, Microbiotheria, Microbiotheriidae. The record is from RefSeq and is a predicted model, not a curated record. Bases 139 to 4179 code for a protein of 1346 amino acids. Gene Ontology annotation, cellular component: cytoplasm. Gene Ontology annotation, biological process: vesicle-mediated transport. Gene Ontology annotation, molecular function: MAP kinase scaffold activity; JUN kinase binding; kinesin binding. The transcript is spliced from 33 exons.
GCAGUUGGCGGCGCUGCGGCGGUGGCGGCGGGUGGCAGUUGGGGCGAGCGGGCUUCCCUCCCUCCCUUCCUCCCCCUCUCCCCUCCCCUGCCGGGCCCGUGAGGUCUCCCCGGAGCCGGGCUGGGCCGCGCCGGCACCAUGGAGCUGGAAGACGGCGUGGUGUACCAAGAGGAGCCCGGCGGCUCCGGGGCCGUGAUGUCGGAGCGGGUGUCCGGCCUGGCGGGCUCCAUCUACCGCGAGUUCGAGCGCCUCAUCGGGCGCUACGAUGAGGAGGUGGUGAAGGAGCUGAUGCCGCUGGUGGUGGCGGUGCUUGAGAACCUGGACUCGGUGUUCGCGCAGGACCAGGAGCACCAGGUGGAGCUCGAGCUGCUGCGGGACGACAACGAGCAGCUCAUCACCCAGUACGAGCGCGAGAAGGCGCUGCGCAAGCACGCCGAGGAGAAAUUUAUUGAAUUUGAAGAUUCCCAAGAACAGGAAAAAAAGGACUUACAAACUCGAGUGGAAUCCUUAGAGUCCCAAACAAGACAACUUGAACUCAAAGCAAAAAACUAUGCUGACCAGAUUAGCAGACUCGAAGAGCGAGAAUCAGAGUUGAAGAAAGAAUAUAAUGCGCUACAUCAAAGGCACACAGAGAUGAUCCAUAAUUAUAUGGAACACUUAGAAAAAACAAAACUUCAUCAGCUAUCAGGGAGUGAUCAACUAGAAUCCACAACUCAUAGUAGAAUUAGAAAAGAACAGCGCCCUAUAUCAUUAGGAAUCUUCCCACUGCCUGCAGGAGAUGGACUGCUUACCCCUGAUACUCAGAAAGGAGUUGAUACACCAGGAUCAGAAAAUUGGAAAUUCCAAGAAUUAAGCCAACCUCGUUCUCAUACCAGCCUUAAGGAUGAACUUUCUGAUAUUAGCCAAGGAGGAUCAAAGGCAACUACUCCAGCAUCAACAGCUGCUUCAGAUGUUGCAGCAAUUCCUCCUGAUACUCCUUUGAAGGAAGACAAUGAAGGAUAUUUGAAGGCUGCAGAUAAAUCAGAGAUAGGCAAGCAUAUUGAAGUACAGGUAGCUCAAGAUACUAGGAGUGUGUCGAUUGGCUCUAAUGAAAAUGAAGAUAAAUCAGAAGUGCAAGCAAUCAUUGAAUCCACUCCUGAGCUGGAUAUGGAUAAAGAGCUCAGUGGAUAUAAAGGCUCAAGUACUCCUACCAAAGGUAUAGAGAAUAAAGCUUUUGACAGAAAUACAGAAUCUCUCUUUGAAGAAUUAUCUUCAGCUGGCUCUGGCUUGAUUGGAGAUGUAGAUGAAGGAGCAGAUUUACUGGGGGAAUAUUCUGACCAUAAUUUCUUGGGAAUGGGUCGUGAAGUUGAGAAUCUUAUUCUGGAAAACACACAACUCUUGGAAACCAAAAAUGCUUUGAAUGUAGUGAAGAAUGAUCUGAUAGCAAAAGUGGAUGAGUUGACCUGUGAGAAGGAUGUGCUACAAGGAGAACUAGAGGCUGUGAAGCAAGCCAAACUGAAACUGGAAGAGAAAAACAAAGAAUUGGAAGAAGAGCUUAGAAAAGCUCGAGCAGAAGCUGAAGAAGCAAGGCAGAAAGCAAAAGAUGAUGAUGAUAGUGACAUACCCACAGCUCAGAGGAAACGCUUUACUCGAGUAGAGAUGGCACGUGUCCUCAUGGAAAGAAACCAGUAUAAAGAGAGGUUGAUGGAGCUUCAAGAAGCUGUGCGAUGGACAGAGAUGAUAAGGGCAUCAAGAGAAAAUCCAGCCAUGCAGGAAAAAAAAAGGUCAAGCAUUUGGCAAUUCAUGCCAACUGGUUUCAGCCGACUUUUUAGUUCUUCAAGUAAUACCUCCAAGAAGCCUGAACCCCCAGUUAAUCUAAAAUAUAAUGCACCAACUUCCCAUGUUACCCCCUCUGUCAAGAAAAGAAGCAGCACUUUAUCUCAACUACCUGGGGAUAAAUCGAAAGCUUUUGACUUCCUUAGUGAAGAAACUGAAGCCAGUUUAGCUUCUCGAAGAGAACAGAAGAGAGAACAGUACCGUCAGGUGAAGGCGCAUGUUCAGAAGGAAGAUGGCAGAGUGCAAGCUUUUGGCUGGAGUUUGCCCCAGAAGUACAAACAGGUAGCAAAUGGUCAGGGUGAAAAUAAGAUGAAAAAUUUGCCUGUGCCUGUCUAUCUUAGACCUUUAGAUGAAAAAGAUGCAUCAAUGAAGCUGUGGUGUGCUGUUGGUGUCAAUUUAUCUGGUGGGAAGACAAGAGAUGGUGGCUCUGUGGUUGGAGCCAGUGUGUUUUAUAAUGAUGUGACAACUCUGGAUGCAGAAGACAACAAGCAACGCAGUGCCUCUCAGAGCAGCUUGGAUCGCUUAGAUCAGGAGCUCAAGGAGCAGCAGAAGGAAUUAAAACAUCAGGAAGAAUUAUCCAGUCUCGUCUGGAUCUGCACCAGCACUCACUCAGCCUCCAAAGUUCUUGUUGUCGAUGCUAAUCAACCUGGCAACAUCCUUGACAGUUUUACUGUUUGCAAUUCCCACGUUCUUUGUAUUGCAAGUGUCCCAGGGGCACGAGAAACAGAUUAUCCUGUAGGAGAAGAGACAACAGAAUCUAGUCAAGUGGACAAAGCCUCUUUAUGUGGUAGCAUGACCAGCAACAGUUCAACUGAAACAGACAGUUUGUUGGGAGGCAUCACUGUGGUUGGUUGUACUGCAGAAGGUGUUCUAGGCCCAGCUUCUUCACCCAAUACCAACGGUUCUUCCCCAGUGAUAGAAAAACCACCAGAAACAGAAACAGAAAAUAGCGAGGCAGAUGAAACCAUUCCAACAGCAGAAGAAGCGACUGAGGCAACGGAAGGAAAUGCAGGAUCAGGGGAAGAUAUUGUGGAUCUCACCCAACCUGGCGUCUACACCGAACAUGUCUUCACGGAUCCCUUGGGGGUGCAAAAUACUGAAGAGGGAUCUCCUGUAUACCAUUCAAGUCAUGAAUCAGAUGUAUAUAAAGAUCAAAUAACAGUAUUGCCUAGUGAACAAGACCUGGUGCGAGAGGAAGCUCAGAAAAUGAGUAGCCUUUUACCAACCAUGUGGCUUGGAGCACAGAAUGGAUGUUUAUAUGUGCAUUCAUCAGUGGCUCAGUGGAGGAAAUGUCUCCAUUCCAUUAAACUUAAAGAUUCAAUUCUCAGUAUUGUACAUGUGAAAGGAAUUGUAUUGGUUGCACUGGCUGAUGGAACACUAGCAAUUUUUCAUAGAGGAGUUGAUGGUCAGUGGGAUUUGUCAAACUAUCACCUUUUGGACUUAGGACGGCCUCACCAUUCAAUCAGAUGCAUGACUGUGGUACAUGAUAAAGUCUGGUGUGGCUAUAGGAAUAAAAUCUAUGUGGUUCAACCAAAGGCCAUGAAAAUAGAGAAAUCAUUUGAUGCCCACCCAAGGAAAGAGAGCCAAGUGAGACAGCUGGCGUGGGUCGGUGAUGGGGUGUGGGUCUCAAUUCGUUUGGAUUCUACCCUCCGUCUCUAUCAUGCACAUACAUAUCAGCAUCUACAGGAUGUGGACAUUGAACCUUAUGUAAGCAAAAUGUUAGGUACUGGAAAAUUGGGCUUCUCUUUUGUGAGGAUCACCGCUCUUAUGGUAUCUUGUAAUCGUUUAUGGGUAGGGACAGGAAAUGGUGUCAUUAUCUCCAUCCCACUAACAGAAACUGUAAUCCUCCACCAGGGACGUUUACUGGGGCUGAGGGCAAAUAAAACCUCAGUAGGACCUGGAAACCGUCCUGGAAGUGUAAUUCGUGUGUAUGGUGAUGAAAAUAGUGAUAAAGUAACUCCAGGAACAUUCAUACCUUAUUGCUCAAUGGCACAUGCCCAACUCUGCUUUCAUGGACAUCGGGAUGCUGUCAAAUUCUUUGUUGCAGUACCAGGUCAGGUGGUCAGCCCACCAAAUGCUGCUGCUGCUGGUGGUGUUGGUGUUGGUGGCAGUGGUGGGGCCAGUGGCGGCAGUGGCACAGAACUAGCAGGUGACAAGCCAGGACCACCCGCACAGGAAUCCAGUCAGAGUCCCUUGAAGUCCAUGCUUGUGAUUAGCGGAGGGGAGGGAUAUAUAGAUUUCAGAAUGGGUGAUGAAGGUGGAGACUCAGAACUCCUGGGAGACGCCCUCUCACUUGAACCCUCUGUGGCCAAAGCUGAAAGAAGUCACUUGAUCGUGUGGCAAGUGAUGCAUGGCAAUGAAUGAAUGCAGCGGAAGUAGCUGGGGAGGAGAGAAGUCUCUUCUGCAUGGUUCCCCCAUCCUCACCCCUCUUUAUUUAAUGCUCUUUUUGUGGAAUCAGUUUCACUACAUAAUGUUUGAGCAUUUUUCCUGUUAACUUUAUAUUACAGAAUCUGUCCUACCAUAACAAUACAGGAACUAGCUGUUUUACUACACCAGUGUUAUAGGCAACUUCAGUGUAUUAUGAACAAAUCAGAGAAUGUUUACUUUCUUAAAACUGGUGAACUAUAGUAAGCAAUCCACAUGUGGUUUAUUGCACCACAAUCUAACAUAAUUCACUUCUUUUGAUGGAAUCACUUUUUAGCUGUCACUAAUAAUGGAGUUGAUGGAAAACACUUGAUAAAUUAAGCUGUCUGUACUAUUAAGUAAAAUUGCAAAGUUUCCCCCCGGUGUAUUAUAAAACUGACAAAAACUAAUAACAGGUGGAAUCAUCUGGAUUUAUCUAAAUGUCCUUGGAGGGCAAAAAGAAAAAUGUAAAUUACUUUAACUUUCAUUUUCAAAUCUGACAAAUCUUGUUUAUAUAGUAUAUAAAACUUUGUCAUUUCCAUCAGAUUUUAGGGGGGUGGGGUUUGUAUUAAAGAAAUUAAGACUAUGUUAUUUAAAUAAAAGUUUCAUGUUUCUGACUUCUUAGAGCUCUAAAAUUUAUGAAGACUGUUGCUCUGAAUAUCCUAAAUUGUUUGGAGAACAGUCUCUCCCACUUUCAUACUGAUGUGUCCCGAAGGUAUGUUACUAUAAGGCUUAAAAAGAGAUUCUUCAGCACUGAGAUGAUUUUAAAAAGGAAAAUUGUGUUUUGUAUUCCUUGUACAGGGGAUGGUGGGGCUUUUUUUUUUUUUUUUGGCUUUUUUUGGUUUGGUUUGUUUUGUUUUUCAUCCCAUGUAAAAAUUCACCUCUUUUCCAUUUGUUUCUGAAGAGGUCUUACUUGUUAAUAAGAUAAAAGCUAUAAUAAUAGUGGAGUAGAGCCUAACCAACUGGGAGAUCUGAUUAGAGAAAGUAUUUUCUACUGUAUGUGUAAACUAUAGAACAGCUAGCACUUGGCACUCUAGAUGUAAAUAACACAAGUUUUUGCACCAUAUGGAGAUGAAAAAAGGCCAUGGUUAACGAGGAAAGAUUGCAUGAGGGAAACCAAGCCAAUAUGUAUUCCUAACUUAAGAUUGAUACUACAUCUCUUCCUUCGCUGUGGGCAUCCCUCUUUCUUCUGUUUUAACCAGAUUAAAGAUUCUGGUUCUAACAACAAUUUUUCUCACUUGAUUGGUUUUUAAAACCAUAAUGCUGCAAUAAUGAUUCUCACCUUAACUUUUUUAAAGUGUAUAAUCUAUAGUUACUUUUCCUUCUCUGUUAUUUUAAGCAGAGAUAAAUUAAGUGAUAAUUUUUUAAAAUGUAAACCUAUAGUGUAGAUGUUCCAAAUUCUAGUAACUGCUUCAAAAAAGGGAAAAGCAGAAGAAUGUAUGAAACUACUUAAGCAUUCUGAACAGACUGGGGUUUUUUUUCCCCCUGGCCUAUCAUGCAAAGAAGUUUCUGAAAACUACAAGAGAGCUCUGUGUCUGCCAAUGACUUUUUGCACCAAAACGCUUGGGUAAGUUGUUUUUUGAAUAGCCUGCAGGGUCCUUAGAAACCAUUUCGUUAUAGGUAAGUAAACAGCAUAGAGUCUGUACAGUAAAACUACCACACAGUUGGUUAAGAAGGACUAUUUUAGUAAAAGUUGCAUUUUCAAAAGUAGUCCGUUUCAGAGUUUUCCAAUCACUUUUUUUCUUUCCAGAUCACCAAAACUAAGGCCAUUCUUUCACAAGUUGUUUGAUGUGUCUUUGUUCUUAAAAACUAAAACUACUUGUGAAUUGUUGUGGCUCUUAGUGCAAACCAUUAUUCAUUGUUAUGAUGGCCUUGAAGUUGUACAAAUGUAUGAAAUGCUAUAUUGAAAUCUUGGGUCCCAGUAAGUGAGAAUUCCAGAGUUUCACCCCAUCCACUGAUGAUCAGGCAGUUGUAGGUUUGCAUGACAGAAUUGAAUUCAGGAAAUCAGGGUCCAAAGACAAAUGUUGAAAAAAACACUAAUGAUGGAAAAGGCAGAUGAUGUGAUCCCUCUUCUUUUGUAUUAUAGGCUUUAACAUAAGAAAUACAAGUUUUAAAAAGUGUUAUCCAAAGCAUUUAGCUGAUGUAGUGAACUGCUAAAUUAUCUUAGAUAUUGGUGGUGGCAAGGUUGGGGGUGAGGGUUCCAAGAUUUUCUGUUGGGUUUUUCAAUUUCAGUCAGAUACUUUACUACUUUGACCCCGAUGGUGACUUGUUCUCUGUAAUGUUCUCCUUGUGUUGACAGACUUUUGUAAAGAACUGCCAAGACAAAGAAUUCCACCAUGUGGCAAAAAGGGUAAAACUGCUACCUGGGGUAGGGUAAAACGGGAUUUAUUGCCCUGUGUGGGUUUUUUGCUUGCUUGUUUUAGUGGCAGCAACAACUACAAAAACCCUGUUAAAAGAAAUGAGGGAUGAUGGCAAAUUAUCCUUUUGUUACACAGGAUUCUGUACUUGCUGCCUCUUGAUGGCAUUGUGAGUCUCCAGGCCCCGCGUGGCAGAGGGAGCAUCUGCUCUGGGAAUUCCACAACCUUAAGUGUAUGUUGAUUAAUAUCAGUCUCAUGUGGAUUAAAUUUCAUAGAAAGAGGGAUGAAUAUCUUGAUAGCUGCAGCUUGUUGAAGGUGUAAAAACAUUUGGAGCACAAAAUAAUAACUUGUCAGAAUGAGGCUGUCUGCAUGGUAAAGCUGCUGUAUUGUUGUCUUUUUGGUAAAGGUCUUUCUGCAUUUGAACAGAUAAGAGUUAACAAAGAGUAGACACUUUAACAUAGGCUGCCUUAGCAACAAAACACAAAAUUCUGAUUUAUUUUACUAACUGUUCUGAAGAGCCUUGUCUUUCAAAUGCUGUGUAACUGAAUAUUUAUUUCCCUGUGAGUAUUAUGAAAAUUACCAAAGGAUUCAACCUUAUUUAGGAUUCUUCUUGAUGGACCCCAUUGAGAUAGGGACCGGUUGAGUCCCUGGUCUAAAACUUGGGAAGAAUCAGAGAAAACUAAGUAGAGUUCAGUGGAAACCAGAAUGUGUUUCCAAAGAGAUAUGCCUCCUGCCCCUGUCACCACUGGUGCUGCCCCCUCAGAGCAUUUUCUAUAUGCUGAAUGUCUUUUCUCUCUCAGCAAAAUGGUUUCCUUUGUUAAUUCAGUUGCAUAUUUCUCAGUCUCAUAAAACAUUUUAAACAUUUUAUGGUCUUUUUAUUUUUUUUUUAUUUUUAAGUUUUGUCUUAGAUAUCUUAUGCUGAGUUCUACUUGCCUCUGUAACCUGACAUGUACUAAUACCAUACAGCGGUUCCCUGGCUGUCUCAUUUGAGGUUGAGGCUUUGUUUCAAUGAGCAAAUAGCUCAUCUAGUAAUGUAGUGAUUUCAGUAUUUAUUUCUAUUAUUGAAUCCUUGGGGUUCAGAAUGUAACUUUGUACAUGAAAUAUAUAAAUAUGUAUAUGAAACAUGCAUGAGGUUAAGUGUCUUCUUUUGCAUUACACCAGAGGCUGAGGCCUAGCUCCUUUUGGAAGGUCAAAAUGUACCUUCCCAUAGGAAACAUUAUUUCUGAGGGACAAAGCAGUGAUCAAAAGGGAGGGGUGGAGAAGACUGGUUUGAAGAGUGUCAGUCUGGGUCACAUGUUCAUUUGAUGUGAAUAACAACAGACAAUUAGGCUUUCUAGCAAUGUGGGAUCUCUGAGUCACAGUCCACACAUGAAACUAAGACAAGCCAUUUGCCAGUAAUAACAGGCAGACUGUAAUGUCAGUUUUAAUAAUAUAGUAGAAAAUCCCAAAGGACAAUUAAAGCCAGCCAUCAUGUAGCUCACAUUGUAACCUGUGUUUGGUACAGCAAGUUUAAUUCAGUACAAUUUGUGCACUGUUGACUAUAACUUUUGUUACGUAACCUGUCCUACAACAUGCCAAUCCAUCGUUGCUUUUACCUCUCUUUUGCUAUAAAGUAUAAGCUAGUCAAAACCAUUUAAUUCUUAGAUGAGUGACCCACCCAGUGGGUUUGGGAUGCCCUAGAAUGUAAAGCAGUUAAUGGCCUUAGUCAGUCCUGGGCUGGACUUUAUCAUAAUUCCCAAUCACCUUCCUAGUGCCUGACAAGUCAUUGUUUUGGAAAUAAAUGCAUAUCAUUACUCACAGUGUAGUCAGCUCCUUCCUGACCAGACCUGCCACUGGAAAACGAAACAAAACCCACUCAGUUUUCUCCUAGACAAUGUUAAUUCCUGAAUUCUCCUUUGUGAUUUUUUUCCUCUUGCCUAUUGGAUUCCCAGAAACCUCCAGCAGCAGAGGUGACUUUCACAAACCUCUGUAUAACAAGAUGGUUUAAGUUCCUAAGUUCUCCUGUAAUUAUCCUCACAGUGUUUCUUUGUAGUUCAGUCAAGGACCUUAGUAUAAAAUAGCUAGUUAAAUUUUAGCAAUUAUUGGUUUCUCUUAGGGAAUUUAUAUCAUGAUUUUGUUGUUAAGCAUUUCUCUUAGGCCCUGUUUAUUGGGCGGUAUGCCUGAUGGCAAGCCUAGGGGAUUUCCCUGAUCUUCAUGAAGCAAUUUGUUUUCUCCCAUUACCAGAGAUGCCACUGGGUAGAUGGAAUUGGAUUUCUCAGGUGGUUUAAGCAUUUCCAGAACAGCUUCAAAUUUAGGGGACCAAGUACCAAAGCAUUGAGUCCAAUGCACAUAAAGAAGUCAUGACUUUAUUUCUCUCUUAAGGAGAGGUGGACAGACAAGCCUCAUCUCAACUGAGCCGCCUCUUUAGCCAGGCCCAACAAACCUAGAGAAAAGGAGUUCACUGGCUGCCCGGUUAGGUUCACAAGCAUCUAAAACUAGAAGCAUAGUUUCCAAAUGUAUUCUUAGCUAGAUACAACCAGGAUAUGAUGAGCAUGUACAUGUAGCCUUAAUACAGGAUAAAUCUGGUAUUUCCAUUCUGAUAUAUCUGGAGUAAGGACAGCAUAUUGGACAUCAAAUAUGACCUCCAUCUCCAUUUUUUCUUAGCCUUUCACAUGGAGUGGCUCCCUUAAACCUCACCUUCAAGGAAAAUUACUCUCCCACCAGGGUUAUGAACUUGGAAAAUCCUCUGUGAUGACAAUCUCCUAUCCUUCCAUUUCUCCCCUGUCUCCCUGCUCUUAUACUGAUUCUUCAUCCUUCAUCCUUCCUCUGAGACCUCCCAUCUCUAUCCCUCUUUUCUCCCUAUCCUGGUUCUAGCCUCAUUCCUCUCCUUGGUGGUAUUCACCUUAUACAUAACCAGUUCUAGGCACUGUCUUCUACUCUUGUCCCUUUGCCCUUCUACUGUGCAAUGGCUUGCCGGUCCUCAGCCCUGGAUCCCCACCGCCAUAGGCCUUCUCUUCCUGUACUCCUUACCUGUGGAAUGUUGCAGUCACAAACAGCUGGAUCUUCUACAAGCUCAUGUAAUCAGACCCUUAACUAGGCCCUCACUGCUGCGCACAAGUUGUUUUAUUCACCUGACCCAAGCACUCCCUACAGUGGUAUCUAGACCUUUUCUGUUCUCAUCAACUCCCCUUGCGCCACUCCCAUCACCUUCCUCUCUCAGCAGAUGGCCAUACCACCUACUUUACUGAGAAAAUGACAGGUUAUCUUCAUGAGCCUCUUCACAAAGAUGAAGGGACCCUUCUUUCUAAGAUUUAUCCCUCCUUGUAGUCCAUUCACUAAUCCCAUACCCUCUUUCCCCCUCCCCUGGUUUGCCCCAUUGAGGGUGGUCCUGCUAGUAGGUGUCUGAAGCAGGAUUUGAAUUCACAUCUCCCUGACUUCAAGGCCAGCACGUUCUCCACCAUACUGCCUUACUGGCAAAAAAGGAUCAAGUUCGACUUUUGGUCCCUGAAGUCCCUUCUAGGGGACUUCUAGAUACUAUGAUCCUUUCUAUUCAUGAGUACAAACCAAAGCAUUAAAAACCUUCAGUGUAGGGCAGCUAGGUGGUGCAGUGGAUAAAGCACCGGCCCUGGAUUCAGAAGGACCUGAGUUCAAAUACAGCCUCAGACACAUGACACUAGCUGUGUGACCCUGGGCAAGUCACUUGACCCUCAUUGCCCUGCUCAAAAAAAAAAAACCAAACCUUCAGUGGGUUUCUCAGUUAAAUAUGGUAGAAAGGGCCAUGGACAAGAGGUUUGGAAGAGCCUGGAAUCUUUUCCUGACUGCUGUUUGGCCACAUGACUGAAAGUUGCUUCUCAGCUUCAGUUCUUUCGUUUGUAAAAUGAUAAUAAAAAUGCCUUCUGUUAAAAGGAUUGUUGUCUUGAGCCAACAAAACGAUGUAUGUGAAAUUGCUCUGUCAGCUGUAAGGCAGCAUCCAAAUAUGAGAUGUUAUUACUUCUUUCACUACCUUUUAGCUAUUUUUUAAAAGUUUUUGUGGAGGAAGGCUUUGGACAAAUCAUAUCUGCCCACUUGGUGAAUCCACUCUGUUAAUAAAAGAUUGCAUUUUUUUUUA